This is a messenger RNA of Ostrea edulis (European flat oyster), 5634 nucleotides long. RefSeq names its product unconventional myosin-Ie-like. Lineage: Eukaryota; Metazoa; Mollusca; Bivalvia; Ostreida; Ostreidae. The record is from RefSeq and is a predicted model, not a curated record. Gene Ontology annotation, cellular component: vesicle; myosin complex; microvillus. Gene Ontology annotation, biological process: actin filament organization; vesicle transport along actin filament. The coding region runs from base 360 to 3722 and encodes 1120 amino acids. Gene Ontology annotation, molecular function: ATP binding; microfilament motor activity; actin filament binding. The transcript is spliced from 30 exons.
UUUGAGUCUCUCUCGACGUAAUCAAUGCAUAGAAUCUUAUAGAUGAAUUAUUUUUUCAAAAUGAUUAAGGAAGUAUAUUUCCUGUAUCUAACGGGACCGAACUUUAAUAAUUAAGACAGUAAGACUGAUACGAUUUGUGUUUGCAGCUGUACAGAGAGUGCUUAGUCAGUUUCCGUGUUAGCUAGCCGUGUCGGAAGUUGGAAUUUGACAAGCAUCUGUAGGUGACCUCAGUCAUAUCCCUAAUGUUUACACCGGACCUAGGGUACAGCUAUAAUCGGUUCGUCAGUACUGUGAGUUUAUGGGCCUAAUGGACAAAAUUUGCAAAUGAUAUAACAGGACUCAAAUAGACCAGGACUAAAAUGGCGGCGCCUUACCAUUGGCAGAGUCACAAUGUCAAGACCAGUGGCGUGGACGACAUGGUCCUCCUGCAGAAGAUCUCGGAGUCCUCGAUUGUCGAGAACCUCAAAAAGAGAUUUAUGGAGGAUACCAUCUUUACCUACAUUGGACCAGUACUGGUGUCCAUCAACCCCUUCAAGCAGCUGAGUAUCUUCACAGACAGGGAGGUGGAGAUGUACCAGGGGGCGGCCCAGUACGAGAACCCCCCUCAUAUCUACGCACUGGCUGACAACAUGUACAGAAAUAUGAUGAUAGACAUGGAGAACCAGUGUGUGAUUAUAAGCGGUGAAAGUGGUGCUGGAAAAACAGUGGCUGCCAAAUUCAUCAUGGGUUUCAUUGCCAAGGUGUCGGGUGGCGGUCCCAAAGUCCAGAGAGUUAAAGAUGUUAUACUGGAGUCCAAUCCUUUAUUAGAAGCUUUUGGAAAUGCAAAGACAGUUCGCAAUAAUAAUUCUAGUCGCUUCGGUAAAUAUGUGGAGAUUCAGUUCAGCCGUGGAGGAGAACCUGAUGGAGGCAAAAUAUCAAACUUUCUGCUAGAGAAGUCUCGUGUUGUGAUGCAAAACCAGAAUGAGAGAAAUUUCCAUGUAUUUUACCAGAUGUGUUUUGGGGCUGACAAUAAACUCAAAGAGACUCUGGGACUCACUAGUCCGGAUUAUUAUAUGUACCUGAACCAGAGUGGAGCAUACAAAGUGGAUGGAACUGAUGAUGUUCAGGAAUUCAAAGAAACUAUGCAUGCUAUGGAAGUGGUGGGCAUUCCUGUUGAAAACAGAGAGGACAUACUGACUCUCAUUGCGGCCAUUCUUCAUCUCGGGAAUGUGAAUUUCGUGGAGGACGGAAACUAUGCCAAAGUGCAGAACGAUGACUUUUUACAGUAUCCCUCUUACCUGCUCGCGGUGGACCAGGAAUUUCUCCGCCAGAAGUUGACUAGUCAUACAAUGGACAGUAAAUGGGGAGGGAAGACCGAGCGGAUUGAGGUCACACACAAUGUAGAGCAGACAGAAUUCACCAGAGAUGCCCUAUCAAAGGCCCUGUACUCACGAAUAUUUGACUACCUUGUCAAUGCUGUAAACAAAGCCAUGAGGAAAGACUAUGAGGAAAUCAACAUUGGAAUUUUAGAUAUUUAUGGUUUUGAAAUAUUCCAAAAGAAUGGAUUUGAACAGUUUUGCAUAAACUAUGUGAAUGAAAAACUACAGCAGAUUUUUAUAGAGUUGACAUUAAAGGCUGAACAGGAAGAGUAUGUAAAUGAGGGUAUAAAAUGGACACCCAUCGAAUACUUUAACAACAAAAUUGUGUGCGAUUUGAUCGAGAGUAAAUCACCACCAGGAGUUAUGUGUAUCAUGGACGAUGUGUGUGCGACCAUGCAUGCUGUAUCAGAAGGGGCGGAUCAAACAUUAUUACAGAAAUUAAGUGCUGGUGUCGGAAGCCACGAGCAUUAUCAGGGAUCCAGUAUUGGAUUCGUCAUUCAUCAUUACGCUGGAAAGGUGUCCUAUGAUGCUGAAGGAUUCUGCGAACGAAACAGAGAUGUUCUAUUCCAGGAUUUAGUUAUGCUGAUGCAAUCCAGUCAAAAUGAAUUCUUAGUCAGUUUGUACCCUGAGGAUCUCAGCCAGCAGACCAAAGGGAGACCAUCCACUGUGUCCAGUAAAAUUAAGACGCAGGCUAACAAGUUGGUAGACACACUAAUGAAGUGCACACCACAUUACAUAAGAUGUAUUAAACCAAACGAAACAAAGAAACCCAGAGACUUUGAGGAUAGCAGGGUGAAGCAUCAGGUUGAAUACUUAGGUCUGAAAGAAAACAUCCGCGUUAGACGAGCUGGGUUUGCAUUCAGGAGAGAGUUUUCCAAAUUCUUGAGACGGUACGCCAUUUUGACCCCAGAAACCUGGCCAGCGUGGCGUGGGGACACUAAACAGGGAAUCAAACACCUGAUGAACUACGUCAACAUGGAUGCUGACCAAUGGCAACUUGGAAAGACCAAAGUGUUCAUAAAAAAUCCAGAAUCGUUGUUUUUACUGGAAGAGAUGAGAGAGAGAAAGUUUGAUGCCUAUGCUCGUGUCAUCCAGAAAGCCUACAGAAAAUACCACGCCCGGAAGACCUAUUACAAACUGCGAGAAGAAGCUUCGGACAUUUUAUUUAACAAGAAGGAGAGGAGGCGACACAGCCUGAACCGGAACUUUGUCGGUGAUUACAUCGGAAUGGAGGACAAUCCCGCAUUACGUACGUUCGUAGGAAAGCGAGAGAGAAUCGAGUUUGCUGACACUGUGCUGAAAUUUGACAGAAGGUUCAAGCUUGCAAAAAGAGAUCUUCUAUUGACAGCAAAGAAGAUCUACCUAAUAGGCAGAGAAAUAGUGAAAAAAGGACCAGACAAAGGGAAAAUGAUCGAGGUUCUCAAAAGAGAUAUUCCACUUGAACACAUUAAGCAGGUGUGCCUUAGUCCCUAUCAGGAUGAUAUUUUUGUGAUACAUAUAGAAAAUGACUUCAGCAGUAUGUUGGAAUCCAUGUUUAAAACAGAAUUUCUGAUGACCUUGAAAAAGAGAUACAAGGACAAAACAAACAGGGAGCUCCAUAUCAGUUUCUUGGAAGCAAUUGAGUUUCCAGUGAAAAAAGAAGGAUGGGGAGGAGGAGGAAACAGGGUGAUUAAAUUCCAGAAGCUCCCUCAGCCUAGUGACAUAGCCAUCUUGAAACCGUCGGGGAAAACUCUAAACGUGUCGAUAGGGCCAGGAUUACCCAAAGACUCCCGUCCAGGGAAAACAAAGAUGGCCGUCAGUAAUGGCAACAUGCGCACUAGAAGGGCAGGGUCACAAAGAGGACCUCCAUCACGCCCUGCACCCACUAGACCGCCACCAAACUUCGCGCCCCCUGACAUACCAGGAUCAGGCCCCACACACGGAGGAGGAGGAAAACGAAGAUCUCGUCUAAACAGUGACCAUGCACCAUCAUUGCCUCAGGGUGGCUUCCAGCAAGUUCUACGAAAGAGUAAGAAGAAUGCGCCUGUUAACAACAACUUCAUGGCUACCCCUGACGCCGGGCAGGCUGGAAUUUUAGCCAAGUUAGACCAGGACCGGAUAACCUCUCAAAUUCAGCGGAGGAAGUCAGGAGGAAAGCCCCCACCCCCUGGAGCAGGGCGACCAAAGCCUCCGCCCCAGAAACCUAAGCCCAGCCUACCUAAGUGUCGCUGUCUGUAUGCUUAUGAUGCUCAGGAUACAGAUGAACUGAGCUUCAACGAAGGAGAUGUUAUUGAUAUUCUCAAAGAAGACCCAGCUGGGUGGUGGAGGGGCCGUUUAAGAGGAAAGGAAGGACUGUUCCCAGCUAAUUACAUAGAAAAGAUAUGACAACCUCCCAGUACACUGCAUGCCCCAAAGAUAGGUGGAAGUCACAUGACCCAGGAGUAAUGGUGGGCAGAAGGCUGAACAAGCAUAUCAUCAUGUCAAGCAGGGAAAUUUAAUGGGCGAACAACUCUUGUAGCUUUGCAUUUCUUCUGUGCCCAAUGCCCAACAAAAUGGUAGACAAACUGACUGUUGCUAUGCAAAUUUCCAUUCUCACUUCUCAUUUCAUUCUAUUAGUAGUAAACAUUCUUGGUAUCUAAAUACACUGCAUGUUUAACUGUUCCUGAUGAAAUGGAGGACUCGGUCUUUAUCAUGUUGAGUGAUACUGAAGGCGACAUACAAUUUCUUUCCUGUUGAUAUGUGUUAAACACUUGCAGAAUGAGUAUGUUAAAUUCAGUAUGGUGUUUCAGUAAUUGGCAUUUAAAGUGGUGAUACUAUGAUGAAUGAUUAUCAAAUAGGUUUACAGUCAUUAUUUUGUUUUUCAUGCUUUCUGCAAAAAUAUCUCAUGUUAUGUUACAUUGGAUUUUUUUUGCGCUAGGUAGUUCUGUAAAAAAAAAAUAUAUAUCUACGACAGUAUAUAAACCACCGUAUUGAUAAAAAAAAAUUAGAUAUGUACAGUGUAUCAUCCUGUAAUGAUGAGCUUCAUGGCAUGUACCUAAACAUUCAAAAUAUCAAUUUUUAGUAGCUUAAGUUCCUUUUGAAAUUUUGCGUCAUUGAAAUCUGUAGUAGAAAUUUUGAUAAUUACUGUAGUACAAUUAAUCAAGGUUAGAAACAUCAUUGAAAAUGUAGUAGAAAUUUUAAUAAUUAUUUAAUACAAUUAAUCAAGGUUAGAAACAUUAUUGAAAAUGUAGUAGAAAUUUUAAUAAUUAUUUAAUACAAUUAAUCAAGGUUAGAAACACUGAUGUGUUGUGGAAGAGACACUGCUCAGCACAUCAUCAUUCUCUUGUUGAGAUAUAUAUUUUUAUAAGACAUUUAUUUGUUGAGAAAUUAUAAUUUUGUUGAUGCUGUUAUUUCUCUGUUAUUGGUGAACAUCUGUGUAAAUGAUGUGGAGGUCUAUUGUACACACUAAACAAUUGGUGUCCAAGCAGGUAAGAUAUUCUGUGAAUAACCAGUGCCCGAGCUGUUCAGCUUUAUGAAUGUCUCAUACUUCAUGGUCAGAACCGCUACGUCACGUGUUCACAACUAUGCAUUUCUCCGUCCUGCAGUUGGAAAUUUGUCAGUUAAAUUUUACACAAAAUAUUGAGAAUUCUUUUUAUUUGUAACCCACAGGCACCUAUUCAAAAAUUCAUAACAUUCGAGACAAGUGUCUGUGUUGUAACUACUUUUAAUUCUCUGAGCAACAAAGAAUGUUUUAGGAUAAUUUUGUUUUAUUAAUAUACAGUAACUAUGAAUACUCUGUUUUUAACUUAGCAAAUUGAUCUUCAAAUAUUUAAUCAGGAAGUUAGAUAGGAAACAAAGUCCGAAAAGUGUGAUAUCAUGAUAAUGAUUAUUGUGUAUCAAUGCUUUACAAGAAUUUCUUUGAAAAAACAAAAUGUCUCAAAACUGGAGUUUACUUGUACCUCAGGAGAGGGAAGAAUGACAGACGUUAUGCAGAGUGACAGUGAUGUUAUAUAGAGUUAACAGAAUAAGCUUGUCUGAAUAUUUGUAAGAGUUAAGGAAUUUGUUGUGCACCGUGUAAUAAUUUAAAUGUGAUUAAGGUUAUAUCUGAAAAAGUGUUCAACAUUACCAUAUUGACCAUUCCUUCAGUGAAUCGAUUUAUCAAUAAAUGUGAUACAUGACGCUGGAUAAUAUGCCACCAUGACUAAUCAAAUUGUUAUUCUAUUGUAAAAGAUCUGUUAUAUUUUUAGCAACUGAUAUUUUUAUAUGCAUAUUUUCUCAUUUGUAAUUAUUCAUUAAACUGAAUAUGUAGCUUUUACAA